This is a messenger RNA of Colletotrichum karsti, 3789 nucleotides long. RefSeq names its product ankyrin unc44. Gene Ontology annotation, molecular function: protein binding. The transcript is spliced from 4 exons. The record is from RefSeq and is a predicted model, not a curated record. Bases 1 to 3789 code for a protein of 1262 amino acids. NCBI's taxonomy places the organism in Eukaryota, Fungi, Ascomycota, Sordariomycetes, Glomerellales, Glomerellaceae.
AUGGUCUCACGUCAAGGCUCUUGGCCUUUGUCAGCUCGUUCGCGACCAUCAGUUGCGGCGGUAGCAAACAGCGACGAAGCACACGAUGCUCAAAAAGCCCUCAGCUUCUGGGUCUCCGAGGCCCGGAAGCUUCCGGAAGAUCAGCGCGCUUUCUUCCUCGACGGCAACCAGGCGGAGAGCUAUUCAGAUUACGUCGAGGUGCUCAAGAACGCCGUACAACAGAAAGCCGACACUAGUUUGGUGAUGCGAUUCUCGAAAAAGCUACUACCAAUCUAUCACCUCGCGAACUCGAUCGCGCCCAUCGCAACCAGCGCCAGUCAGCUCAAUCCGAUGCCGGCAUCUCUAGUUCUCGGUGGCAUAACCUGUAUUUUGUCACUCACUGUCUCAUUUGACCAGUAUCAAAACAAGAUUCUUGAAACUCUGGAGUACAUGGUCGAUGCGGUCAACAAUGUCAACCUCUACAGGGACAAGAAGAUGUUUGAUAGCGAUGCGGGUGUCAAAACGUGCGAAAUCAGGCUAGCUACGGAUAUACUCGAAUUUGGCGUCACCGUUGCCAGAAUGUUUUACAACAAGGAGGGCAAAGGCAAGAAUAGCCUUCGAACCGCCCUGAAGAUGCAGGGUAACCCAUUUGAGGCGCAUUUGUUGGAUAUCAAGACCAACUUUGAGGCCCAUCUGCGAUCAUUGGAGGCGCAGCGGCAACUUGUGAGGUCCGACUGGGCAAAGUCUACGAAUGAAGGCGUCGCUCAACUGCUUGAGAGCGGCUAUCGUGAGAAGGAAAAAGCCACCGAGGCUGAAGCCCUUCGACGGAACAAGGAAGAUGACAAAGAACGACAAAAACAGCAGCGUCAAUUCCUCGAAUGGCUGCCGUCGAUUGAUUUCAGCGGCCCGCAAGAAGACCACUUCGAACGGCGAGUAGACGGCUCGGGAUCAUGGCUCGUUGAGCAUGAAACGUUCAAAUCCUGGCGCGAAAGUUUGCCUUCGACGUUGUUAUGGGUCUACGGAAAGCCCGGUUCGGGGAAGUCUCAUCUCGCUGCCAAAGCUAUAGAUGAGCUGAGCCAAGACCCAUCGCGGACGUCAAGCUCUGCGUUGGCUUACGUAUACUGUUCAUCAAUCUCAUCGAGAAAGGGCAUCGACUUCAGCGGCAUUUUGGCAUCCAUCCUGGCACAGCUCUGCAGGCAGCUCCCUCUUACCGAAGAUCUCGGGCACCUCAUUUCGAGGCAAGAUUACGGAGAAGGCAGCGGUCCAACGCGAAGAGAAAUGAGGAACGGGAUUGCUCAGGCACUCUCCAAGUUUCAAACUUCGUAUAUUGUCAUUGAUGGGCUGGAUGAAUGCCACGGAUGGGAAGACGAUCACUUCAAGGAAUUUUGUGGCUUCAUACUAGAGCUGACGACUCCGCUCUCUCGUUCAACAAAGAUUCUCGUACUCAGUCGGCCAUCUUAUGCAGAGAUCGAUAGAAUCGUCGCCGGCUUCCCGCGAAUUCAAGUGGACGACGGGGCGAACUUGCCUGAUCUCGAACACUACAUCUCGCAGAAAGUUGAAGAGGUUCUUAGGGACCCUUCCGAAGACGAGAGAAUUGAGUUUCAGGGUAUCAAAGAGCAACUGCUGAAAAACUCAACGGGGACAUUUUUGUGGCCUGACCGUAAGCUGAGCCAUCUCAAAGAGAUAGGCAGCAUUGAAGACAUGAGCAACGCGAUGGAAAACGCAACGGAAGGUCUUGAUGACCUCUACCGACAAGAUAUCCAGAGAAUCUUGGCCAAACCUUCCCGAUUCAUCAGAGAAAGAGCUAUGAAUGCCCUUCUGUGGAUAACGAAUUCCCGGAGGCCGUUGUUCAAGGCUGAAUUGAUAGAGGCUUUGUCUGUUAAACGUGGCCGGAGAGGGCUUACCGUCCGCCAACGUCUCUCUAGCAGCAUCCCACUUUGCACUGAAUGCGCUGAUCUCAUCUUCGAGAAAGAUGGGACAUUCCACCUUUACCAUCCUUCGUUGAAAGAUUUCUUGGUGGCCGAGUAUCAGACCAUACCAGGAUACGAUGCUUUGCAACGCAACGCAGAUGAACGAAUUGCCGAAGUCUGUCUCACCUACCUCAACUUCGACAUCUUUGGCUCGACAUAUGUCAACUCCGAGAAGGAGUUGAAGAGUGUGAUGAAAGGCUUCCCGCUGCUUCAAUAUGCAUCCAGGAAUUGGGGACAUCAUUUCUCAAUCGCAAGCGAGAAUCGAGAUGACGGCAUCCUGAUUCAACAGCUGCUCCAGACCUUCCUAAGAACUGAAGCAGCUAUGAGCUUGUCUUUGCAGGUCAUUUUCCGCAGAAUCUCCUUCCCUUACCUCAGCCAGCCACCUGGGGCACCGACAGCGCUUCACAUUUUCGCCGCUCACAACUUGACUGAUCUGGCAAAAUCGUUAACAGACUCAGAGCAUCUAAUUGCCUGCCCGGAUCGUGCUCUCCUCUGUCCUAUACACUACGCCACUUUCAGAGAGAACAAGGAGAUGGCUAUGUGGCUUUUGCACUGUUAUGACGCUCACUUCGAAAGAAACAAACUCAUCCGUCAUCUCUUGCGGGAUGACGAGUUCAGCUUCUUACAUAUGUUUGCCACGCGCGAUUGGGACGAAGGGAUCUCAUUGCUGCUCUCAUUUGGCUGCGACUGCCGCGUGGCGGACAACCAUGCUAGUACACCUCUGCAUUAUGCUGCCUUUUUCGGAGCAACAAGUGCAGCCGAAGUCCUUUUGAACGCGGGCGCAGACCCGACCGCCCUGGAUGAUAGUGGUGACACACCCUUGAACAGGGCGGUUUCCUCCAAGAAUGUCGAAAUCGUCAUGGAGAUUUUCAAACACGAUGACGGGAAGAACAUAUCAAAGUGCUUACGCUCGGUCACACUCGCGGCACAUUGGAUCGGUGCGGUUUUGAGCGUGUACAGGCAAUUUGCCUUCGACCCAAGUCUGCAAGGAGAAACGUUUCUGGAUUACUUGCCUGUGUAUACACGCGAAUUCGUGCUUCUCCUUGAAACUAUAAAAAAGUUCCGAUGGUCUCCUGCUGACGAGUUAAGCUCCUUGGAGCAAGAGAAGCAGGGCACAGCUAUUGAGGCCAUUGUGCGUGGGCUGAAUGAAGUUUAUGAUGGAUUCCGGCCCAACUACAACCCAGCUCCAUUCUUCUACCACGGACACAGAUACAUCCGCAUUGAUAAUGAGAGGUCUAAAGCAGAAGCUUCCAAGUACCUAGACGAUAACAAGGAGCUAAGACCUAGCUUCUACGAAGAUGUUAUUGCAUACUACGCGAAUCUAGAAUCGAAUGAGAUCGACGAUCUCAUUGAGGAUGAUCCGCUACCUGUAUGCAGCAAUCGACAGGAGGGCGACAAUGACAGGAUGUGGGAAUCUAUAAGAUCCCUUCAUUUUGGCCUUGCCACAGAGGCCUUUCCGCGAUUUCUCGACAAGACUAUCAGAGAUAAUUGGGUGGACGAAAGCCUCGAACAGCUUCGGGAGACGCUCGAACCACUAUACUACAAACGAGAGGCUCUUGGAGAAAACACUGCCCAGGUGCGGAUUGUGGAUAAGGAGAUUGAGGUAUAUGAAGUCGCUUGGAAGAUGGUACAUGCGAUGCUUGACAUCCCGUUUGAGAGGACCGUAUGGGAAGAGAAGCAAUACCAGCAGGAGAAAUGGAGCAAUGCCCGACGAAUGGCAGCGAGUGAAGAGGUGAUGAGUGACGACGGAUCGGAAGAUUCGUGGCACACGGCGAACGACGCAGCACUGGACGAAGAAGACAGCGACAGCGCAUGCAGGAUCGGAGAGGCAGAAUCGUAG